Dermacentor albipictus is the source of this 9312-nucleotide messenger RNA. RefSeq names its product putative PDZ domain-containing protein PDZK1P1. The record is from RefSeq and is a predicted model, not a curated record. NCBI's taxonomy places the organism in Eukaryota, Metazoa, Arthropoda, Arachnida, Ixodida, Ixodidae. Gene Ontology annotation, molecular function: protein binding; protein-membrane adaptor activity. Gene Ontology annotation, cellular component: apical plasma membrane. Gene Ontology annotation, biological process: protein localization to plasma membrane.
CGGCUUUUGUCGGUGGGACGCUGGAUUUCGUCGUCAGCAGCUGGUCGCCUCGCGAGCCUAGCCGAUCCGGGGUGCCUGUGAAUUCGCGUCGCCUGCGCCGAUCGGCCGUGCUGUGCGUGUGUGUGUGGUGAGGUGUGCGUGCAAGUGCGCGACCGCGAGCCCGAGCCUCGCGCACCGUCCGUCCGUUAUUCCUGUGCGACACCUCGCGCUUUCCCGACGCCGGAUUGUGCGUGCGCGCGCGUGCGACAUUUCCGCGCGCUCGUCCCCGAAAUCAAGCAGCGGCAGCAUUCGUGAACGCGCAGCAGUAUUUCCGAAGCCAUGUCGGCCGUUGCACUGUCGCCCGACGCUCCGGCAAUCCGGCUGUGCCAUGUCGUCAAGUGGCCCGACUACGAGGGCUUCGGCUUCAACCUGCACAGCGAGAAGUCCAAGCCCGGCCAGUACUUGGGCAAGAUCGACGAAGGAAGCCCCGCGCAGCUGGCCGGCUUGCGCGAAGGGGACCGCAUCGUCGAGGUGAACGGCAUCAACAUCUCCAACGAGAACCACAAACAGGUGGUCGAGCGGAUCAAGGCAGUGCCCAACGAAACCAAGCUGCUCGUGGUCGACCCUCUGGCGGACGCUUGGUACAAGGAGCACAAGAUCAUCGUCAAGAACAGUCUGCCGACGGUCAAGCAAUGCCGCAACCCCGUGCCCAGGCCCGGAAAGAGGAACAGCGGCGCCUCGGUGGGUUCCUCCUCCUCGUCCUCGGACCACCCUCGGCGGGGGUCAUCCUCCUCUCCCCCGGCCGCCCCCGCCAAGGUUCCCUCCCUGCCGGCGGGAGCCCCGGCCGCCCGUCUCUGCCACCUGGUGCGGCGGCCGGACUUCGACGGCUACGGCUUCAACCUGCACGCCGACAAGCAGCGCAAGCUGCAGUACGUGGGCGCCGUGGACCCCGGCAGCCCCGCCGAAGCCGCGGGCCUGCGCGCCAACGACACCAUCGUCGAGGUGAACGGCGUGAACGUGGAGGGCGCCAACCACCGGGACAUCGUGGAGCGCAUCAAGGCGGUGCCCAACGAGACCCGGCUGCUGGUGGUGGACGACGGGUCGGCCGCCUGGUACCGCGAGCACGGCGUCGCCAUCCACGGGGACCUGCCCAACGUCAUCCAGCUGAGCAGCGUCAAGGCGGCCGCCCGGCGCGCCAGCAAGCCCGCCGCCGCGGCACAGCAGCAGCAGCAGCAGGAGGCACCGCCGCCGCCGCAAGGCGAGGCCGCCGGCCACGACGGUCUCCGGCUGUGCCACCUGUCCAAGUGGCCCAACUUCGACGGCUACGGCUUCAACCUGCACGCCGACAAGAAGCGCCAGGGACACUUCAUCGGACAGGUGGACCCCGGCAGCCCCGCCGAACUGGGAGGCCUGCGAAAGAACGACCGGCUCGUCGAGGUGAACGGGCUGUCCGUGGAGGGCGAGAGCCACCGCGAGAUCAUCGAGCGCAUCAAGCAGGACCCGACGCGAGUGGACCUGCUCGUGGUGGACCGCGAGGCGGACGAGGCGUUUGCGCGACGCAAGCAGAAGCCCAGCAGCCAGUCGGAGGGCGUGGUGCGCCGACGCACGCCCGCGCAGCAACCGGGCACCGAGCAGCAGCAGCAGCAGCAACAGCAUCAGGAUGACCUGUCCAAGAGCUCGACGCCGCUGCUGACGCCCAGCCCGCAGUCCACUCCUCCGCAGGCCCCCGAGAGGGCCUCGCACGUGGCAACGGCGGCCCAACAGAGCCGCGACGAGGACGACACGUCGUCCGUCGAGGUGGUCGCGGCCUCCCCGACGCCCACGAGCGAGGAAGAAGGGGACGACCGCUCGACGCCGCGUCUCGAGACCCCCGUCUCGGACAAGGCCUCCUCGGCCGUCAACGGCGGGGGCUCCAGGAGCUCGGACCUGCGCUCCUCCACGUCCUCGAGUCCCCGGGACUCUCCGGUCUCCUUCGGCCGCGACCAGAAGGGCUCCGCGACCGAGUCGACGGCGACGACCGCCGUGAUCAAGAACACCGCCACCACGAUCACCACCGGCGCCGACCGGACCGACGGCUCGGGCUCGUACGACGUCCAGAAGGCGUACGACGUGCAGAUCAACAACUCCGAGGUGCGCCGGAUCUCGGACCUGCAGCCGCCGCCGCAGCGGGGCGGAGCCGUGCUCGUCGCGCCUCCCCAGCCCGCCGCCAGGCAAGCCGCGGCGCUCCACGUCGAGAACAACAACGGACCCAGCCAGAACGGCGCGGCGGCGCCACUGAGGAACGGCGGCUCGCUGCCCCCGCCCGGACACGACGGCCUCAACCUGACCAUGAAGGCCUCCGAGCUCCGGGAACUGCUGCGCUCCCGGAAGAAGAAGGACCCGAGGGAGACGCAGAUGGACCUCCGCCAGAAGUACAAGAUCAUCGAGCAGAUGUAGAGUGGCGCGCGCAAGGGCAGCGGGGAUUGGACGCUGUGCCGCCGUCUGUCACCUUCUUCGUGUCGAGGGAGCCCCCUGUUUGGUGACGUCAUAAGUGGCAGCCAUAUUGUUUGGCGGGUGUUCGCUGUGAGCAGCUCCGGUCUUUCGUAUUGCUUUUUUUUUUCGUCUUGUCUGUGCGCGCACCCCCGACGCUUUUGUGACAGCCUGAGAGAAAAAAAAGACGAUCGCUGUGGGGACACUUACGCCGUGUGUCGGGUGGUGUUAUUACACAACGGCAUGAGCGAGUGUUUGUCGGCGCUGGAGUGCCUCUUGUGUUCGUUGUGUAGUUGUUUUCUCCGAGCUGGUUUCUUUUGUCGCCUGUUGAGAGAGAAAAAUUUGCCCCGAGUUGAAUACCACGUGUAUACACUGCGACUGCACGAGGCCACGUAUAACGUCACGUGAUUUACGAUGUUAUAGAAGCACGUGCGGCUCAGGCUGGCGGUGCGUCACACUUACGUUAAGGGUUUGCUAGCGUGAUCUUGUAGCUACAUUGUUUUUAUAUAAUUGUAACAUCGGCUGAAAACAUUGAUAUGCUCAAUACAGGUCUGCUAAAAUUCGCCUACGUACUUUCAGUGGAUCGACCGGCAGCUGCUGUAAGAUUAGGUAAAUCGGCGUGACCUUAUGGUCGCUGCCUGUCAAAAAAGAAAAAAAAAAGGCAAGUGCCUGGGCAACUUUGCCCUUACAUGUAAAGGGACCGGCUUUGUUGUUUGUGAUUGGCCCGCAAGCGUAACAACGCUCACGUUCUUAACCCAUCGCUAAUACAGGGCGAUCUGGCUACAUCACUGCAGAAAACCUCGCACCAUUUGUUUGGUCUGACUGUAGUUGUCUGGGCACAGCGUCCGUAAUUUUUUUUUUUUUUGGUUGAACAUAUACCUUAUAGUCUACUUUUUACGUCGUUACAAUUUUUUGAACGAAGGGUCCGUGAUGAAAAUCAUUCCUAACCGUUGCCUUUUGCAAAGUCCGGGCGGACGUUUUGUUGCGCUCUUUGUAGCCGGUUCGUGUUUUCUAAACAGAGCGUGUUGCCGUUAUGCACCUCAUAGCCUGUCUCGUCAUUUCUCUUUUUCUCUUCUUCCUUUUCUUUUUUUCGAGAGUGCCUUAUACUAAUCUGUACUUCUUGUCAGCCUCGUUACUAGUACGCAAGAGGGAGACAACACAUAACAUCGUUGGCGGGCCCUGUCGCUCUCAUUUAUAUACUGGCCAGUAAAAAGAAAAAAAAAGUUGUAAUCGUGUACGCGGUCCAACCUGUGUUCUUGGCACACAUGAGAGGCGAAGUCACAGUAAAAUGAAACAAAAUAAUUAAAAAGACAUCUUGCGGGAUGGAGUUGGGUGGUGCGUUUCGGGUACAAAGACGAAGUUUCGCCGCGCGCUCUGCCCCCUUGCAAGUGUCGAAUGCUUGCACAAUCAUCGGGAAGUUGGAAGCUCGGGCUAUCUAGAUGCGUAGUUACACGGCUGGGCGACUGUAUCUGCUGUCGCGAGUUUCUGGCGACUUUGCUUCCAGUGUUGGUCGUUUCGCUUCGGGUAACGCCUUCUUUGUUUUUUGUCUACCGGAUUCCGCGCGUAGCAGCCUGACUUUAGUCCCAAGGACGCCUUCACGGAAACGGUUGACGUCGAUGCUGACGGCAGCUUACGUCUGUGUAUACAUCCUGAGAGAAUGCCGCCGCGUGUCACAUUGUUUGCUAAGCGUGUGUGCGUCAUGACAACAGCUAUCAAGCCUGACCCUUUCACUUAGCGUCUCUCUCUCUUUCUCUCGCUCUCUCAUUCCUUUUUGUUUCAUUAAUCUAAACUCGGCGUCUUAAUAAUACGCUCCGACGUUCUCUCGACUAGCCCCUGCGCGUUGCUAAUGAACUCGCUGUUCUUGCAACUGUCACUUCGACGUUUUGGGUAAUGCGCGAGUAACAGAUGUGUAAAUUCGUGCAGGUGUUCAGACAUCCUCCAUCUCGAGCAAGAUUCCGCUUUCUGUGGCGAUCUUUCCUUUUUGUGUCGUCCUCAAUGCCGUAGGGUUUCUAGCUUGGUUCAAGUGUAUUCCUGCCGAAGCUACAUGUUUCUUACUACUUUUCAUUUGAUUUUUCUUUUAGCCCUCAAAUGAUUUAUGUUGAGCCUGUCGUUGCCCUAUUGUCUCGGGGCACUGGACACCCUUGGAGUUCGCGGCUACAGAAUUGAAUGAGAAAGACCCCGGAUAAAGGCUCCUAGAAAUCUACGAUUGGUAUAGCUGUGUGGCCGAAACUUUCUUUUUUUUUUUUGAGUGGCAUCCGACCACGUAAAGCGGCCACCCGUACAAGGGUCGGUUAUGUUUACGGGGUGCAAUAGCUGCUGGGACCCGACAGACGACACCUUAAGCGGCGAGGACAGGCCCGUUUUUCGUAGGUGGCUGCUGCAACACUCGACAUGCAGAACCCAGUGUAGGUCGUGCUGCCGAAAAUUCGCCAUUUGUGGCAAGCGACAGAGAAGACAACGGACAUGAUACCCGUUGCAUAUGCGUCCUCUCAGACAAAACGUUCCUGCACCCCUGCAUGGUCAGGUUGUAGCAUCGCCAUUGUACAUCGACUGACCCGCCAUUCUAUGCGUUCGACACCGCAGUCGCCGAAAUCAAACAGAGCCAAGGGAGCAGACGACGAUAGCGAUCGUACGCCAUCUGAUGCCAUCGCGCUAUUUGAAUUCGAUCUUAACGUACCAACUCCCCGUUUUGAAGAACUGGACCGACUCCCCGUUUUAGUCCAGUAUGUCUCAUCACGGAGCUCGCACUGACUUCAGCUGUAACGUCUACGGUGUAUACCUACUCGGUUGCGCCAACCGCCGCGUUAAAGUGCAUUCAAGUGCGAGCUGGUUUUCUCUCUCUCUCUCUCUCUUUUUCCCCCAGUCUUACGCUGCAUCGCCGUUCACGUGGCUUCGGGGCAGACUGGAUGAUGCUGCUGCUGCUUCUUGUAGUUUCCUCGUGGGUUUCGGUCGGUUUUCUUUCCUUCGCCGUAUUGUUAUUGGUUUGUGGAACGAGGAAAGCGUGUGCUUUCAUCCUCCCCGCUGUGAGCGCAGCAACUCUUUUUCUGGCGGGUGCGAAUCCGAAAAAAGAAGGAAGUUUAUAACCAGGUCUCUCUGAUCAAACGUGCGAUCGGCCUUCAUGGCCUACUAAGCUUACCUUUUUCUUUUCUUCUUUCUUUCUAUUUUUUUCUUUCUCGAGCCUUUAGUACUUUCGUAAUCGUACGGGGUCCGCACGAUAGAAAUUCUGUGCCGUCUGCUUGUACUGCGCCGACCGUUUGAACGGAUGCGACCUGCAUCGGCGUCUCUACACACGCUUACUUACGCGAAGAAAACGGCGAAAACACACACACACAAAAAGACAUUCCGUGGCCUCUUGCGUUGUGUGUGCGUGAGUGUGUGUUGAACGAACGGUUUGGGAAAGCGAGACCGUGCGCUACGCGCGUCCUCGUUUAUUCUGAGGGCGCACAUCUUUUCGGGGUUUUUUUUUUUUUCAUUCCCCUGAUGCGUACAACGUGUAGACACCGUUUCCCCCAUAUCCGCGCAACGCUGGUUGAUAUAAAGGUGGAUACUUGUCGUCGAGUGGUUGCGGUCAUUCUCGUCGCUCGUCUUGGUCGCAGGCUCAUUUUAGGAGGCGUAUACGGUGACAUUAUAACUGGCUAUGCGUACGUUGAAAGGUCCUUGAAUGCUUAACCGUCGUAGGGAUAAAAGAUACCAUCUGAAUAGCCGUUAAAAGGAAACCGCUAGUGCAACGACACCACUUUGACAAUUGUUGGCGCGCGCGCAGCGUUAGCAAUUUUCAGUCGAGCUGUUGUUUCCGUUCCCUGUAGAAGUUGCUGAAGCAUUUGGUGUGACCUUUGAAUGAAGCUGUUGCCCGAGUUCCUUUUAAUCCGCAACCGCAAAGAAAGUAUUGUCGGCACGAUGUAGACCGAGGGCGCGGGCACGCCUGUUUACGGCGUUGUAACCACGCCGUUGUAGCUACCGACAUGCCUGCCACUGGGUGUACCUGCUUCAGUUUUAACCGCAACGAAAGCGCCGACGCCGAAUGUACGCUUCAUUGUGGUUGUAGCCAUCGCGCAUAGCCGUCGCUCGCAUCUGUCAAGCCAGCGUUGCCCAUUCUCGAAUCGCCGUCCAGUGCGUUGAGGUCGCUACCGAGUUAAUGCCGUGCCUUUGUGUUGAGCCUUGAUGCAAAAUAUGCGUGACUGUUUUUAAAGCGCUCGUAGAUAACAAAAAAUCACUUGUGCAGCUUUGCCUCGUAACAUCUACUCUCUCUCUCUCUCUCUCUCUCUCUCUUUGUGUGUACUUGUAGCGUUGUGUUCCAACGUUUGCAUUCAGUAUGUGUUACGCUGUUCGGGGCUUGUGCAACUCAUGAUCAACAUACGGGAAAACGUUGUCUGAAUCAAACAAAUGUCUUAUGGAACAGCGCCCAUAAGGCAGUAUAUGCCGUGCCAGCGGUGGGCAGUUGAUGCCAUAGUUAUCUCGUCGUUUCUUUUUUUUUUAUGUUUAGUGCUAGGGACGUCAUCCGUUACUUACUGCCAUGGCGUCGAGCUAUCGCCUCUCGCUCUUUCACUCCGCCUUAUCGAAUCCGGGCAGCGCGACAAACAGCCUGCGCCUAUACCACCAGCCAAUCGGGAAAGAGCUAUACCCCGCUGGCGGUUUUUGGGAGGUAGCAAGGGCUUGGGUCAUCCUGCGUCGACAAUCCGUCCGUGGUCCUUGCAUUCGAAUGGCGUCUCGCACGCUACAGGAUUGGCAGCAGGAAGUAGACGAGCUCCCACUACAGUUCUCGAUAAUCAUCAGCUAUAUUUGGAUAUCAGCUGACUGGCCGAGCUGAUCCGUAGCUUUCGCUGCACUGUGAGGAGAGAGAGAGAGAGUUAAACAUUUUUCUUUUAUUCUAACGAAGUCCUAAACAGUUUCCGUUCUACAUAUUACAUUUGCGUUACAAGCCUCGCACCUGCGUGCUAUGUUUACGCAACUAUGCACCGAAUCAAACGAUGGACCAAGUGCCUUAACCAUCACCUUCCCCGUAACUACGUCACCUGUGAUGUUAGUCACCAACUUUGGCUAUAUAAUAUACAUGGUUGUGACGUUUCCCGCUAGACUUAAAGUGUAACGAAAUCUGUGCCUUGUGGGGGGAACAGUCCUCCGCCGACGUAAAAUGUUUUGCAUAUGUAAAUGCAUAAGUGUGCGACCUCGUGAUCAGUCACAGUGUUCAAGGUCAUCCUUAAAAAAAAAUGGAAUUCGGGACCCAUACUUGUUGUCCAUUGACUGUGGUACAUAGCGGCUGUUUGCGUUCGCGUUUUUUGAAAGUUUUUACAAUUAUGAAUGUUUAUAAAUGUGUGUAUGUGUGUGCGUGCAUGUGUGUGUUUUAGCUAUGCACGUAUCUUUGCCUCUUGAUGUUAUGGUUGUGUGAAAUGCGCCGGACCCUUCAGUUCUUGGUUGUGUGCAGUGUGAUGCCUGCAAACUACGUCUUCUACGGCAUAGAACAGGGGUGAACGCCGUGCAAAUAGGCGGACCCGGAACCAACAAGUGUUUCUUAAGUUCCAAGGCGUCGCUUGACUCGUAUUUACAUUUCCUUUUUGUGCGUUGUCUAAUUUCCUAACUUGCGGUCAUAUUCUAUGAAAGCGCUCAUCGCGCGAUUUUUUUACUACUUUAUAUUUCUGAAUAAUAUAUAUUACUGCAGCUGUGACGGCUGUGCUCUACGGCUUCACAAUAGUGUCGCCUAAAGUUUAGUGGCUAAUUGGCGUUUUGACCACAACGAGGCUGCUUCACUGUACGGCUCUGUUUUGCUGUUCGUAUUCAUGUACGGUAAACUCUGCGCCUGCCAUUGACGACUCACUACUGUGACGUCCGGACGAUGCGUGAAGUGCCAGCCGUCUCGGAUUUUUACACACUUUUGAGGUCUCGAAUAUUUUUGUGGUUGCGAUUUAUCUGUGCUCAAAGUGCCUUCGUAAAGCUUCAUCGAUGUAUCCAGAGAUCCGUGUUGCCUCCCCGGGCCAUUUAUUUCACUUAGCAGAUGGGUGACAGCAGACGACAGUCAGCGCUAACCGACAGAAGUACGCCGAUUACAACUGCAAUUGAGCGUUGACGCUAUCGUCGAUCGAAGCGGUCUGCUUUCCUGACGAAGAUUUACUCUUCACUUCGUAACUGUAUGUUGUUAAAAAGAGAAGGGUGGGAAGGGGGAGGGAGGGGAAAUACACGCGUGACGUUCUCCUGUAGACUGUGAGGUUUUCGGUUUUUGUAGGCCAGUCAUAUUGUGUGUGUAGACUAACGAAGUGGCAUUCUGUGAAAUUCCGACGAGCAGCACUGUCGGUCUCGUCUGUCUUCGUCUCUCUGUAGGUGUGUGUGUGUGUGUGUCACGUGUAUACCUCCAGAACCAAGCGUUGCUGGCUGCCUUAAUGAAACUACGCAUUGUUGUCUCGGAUGCCCGCGACAAGCCAAUCUACAGAAGCUUUUCGAUAUCAGCGCGGGGUCCACGUGCUUUUUUUUGCGUGUCUUGCUCAACGAGAGUGCCUUCACCAACGUUCGUAUAUAUGCAUAUACUGUGCGCAGCGGAAUCGACCUCGCUAAUGAGGCGAGACUUCCAACACGCGUUUGUAACUUCAACACUACGGUUUUUGUGCUAAACAUCUGUAAUUUUUUUUUGUAUCUGUGUUGUACGCUGCGGGCACCACAGUAUGAGGUUGUUUUCUUUCUUUCUGUCUUUCUUGUGGACCAUAUACUCCUCCUGUUGGCACUUUUGUUUUGUUUUGUUUAAGAGCCGUGCUUCUUUUUUUUUUUUCUCGGCAUUUCCGGUGCCGUUCUGUUUUGGAAACCUUGUUGUUGAUGUGUUCCCUGAUCACGCGGGGAAGGCAACUUGAGUGAAAUCAAAUAAACGUCUAUUUAGAAGUA